Molecule: messenger RNA, 2748 nt
Organism: Sclerotinia borealis F-4128
Lineage: Eukaryota; Fungi; Ascomycota; Leotiomycetes; Helotiales; Sclerotiniaceae
Source: the annotation of a GenBank genome assembly
AUGCCGCCCUCCCAGCUUAAGAGGUUAAAAACCUCUCUUCGAGAGCAAGGAAUUGUCGGCCCUCAGCAAUCAAAAAAACAAAAGAAACAGAAUGCACAGAAUGGCGCAAACAAGGAGAAGAAGAUUAAGAGGAGUGUCGCGCUCAGUGGAAUUCGAGAUCAGUUCAAUCCGUUCGAAAUCAAGCAAGCCAAAGCUCCCAAAUUUGAGGUUACAAGCAAUAAAACAAUUGGUGGAAGGAUCUCUAAGGGUAUUAAGAAACCGGGCGUUGCGAGGGGUCUUGCUGAAGAAAAUCGCCGCAAAACUCUUCUUGUAGAGAUGCAGAGCAGAAACAGAGUCGGAGGUAUAAUAGAUAAGCGUUUCGGAGAAAAUGACCCUUCAAUGGCUCCUGAAGACAAGAUGCUCGAACGUUUCACGCAAGAGAAGCAGAGGGGCCACAAAAACAGCUCGGCAUUUGAUCUUGAAGACGACGAAACGCCUGGCGAGCUUACCCACAUGGGACAAUCUCUUUCCCUGGAUGGACCUACGAUCCGGGAUGAUUUCGAUGAUGAGGGUUUGGAACUGUCGGAUGCCGAGGACCACGAGUCUGAUGAUGAGCGACAAGCACGAAAACGUCGCCGAGGCUCUAAUUCCGAAGGCUCAGAUGAAGAUGAGGAGGGAACUUCUCUGCCCGAACGGAAGAAGUCGAAGCAAGAGGUUAUGAAAGAACUUAUCGCUAAAUCUAAAAUGCACAAAUAUGAACGUCAAGCAGUCAAGGACGACGAUGAGGAUCUACGAGAAGAACUGGACAAAGAAAUGUCAGGUAUCCAUGAACUUCUCCGCGGUAUGGUACCUAAACCACCACCUGCGCCAAUUGCGCCACCCGCGGAUAUUCCUGGCAUGAAUCCAGAGCGGAUAGCAUUGAUGAAUGGGGGCGACCGAGAGAAGUUGGAAAAGGAAUACGAUAUGCGAAUGAGACAAAUGGCGCAAGACAAACGAUCCCAACCUACAGAAAGAUCCAAAACCGAAGACGAAAAGAUGGAGCAGGAAUCAGGAAGGUUGCGAGAAUUGGAAGCGAAGAGAUUGCGUCGUAUGGAGGGUGUGGUUGAAAAUAGUGACGAGGAAGAAGAUAAUCGCACACGAGGAGCAGACGAUGAGGAGGAAGACGAAGAGGAAGAAGAGGAAGAUUAUGGAUUGGGUGCUGGUAUCAAAACCAGACCUAGUGCUGCGGAAUUAGGUGCGGACGACGAGGACGACUUCAUGAUAGAUGACGGUUUAGUAGCGAGUGGUUCAGAUAUCGAUGAGUCGGAGGGCGAAUCCGGUGGACAGGACGAUGAAUCUGACAACGAGGACGACGAAUUUCUGAAAGGUUUGCUUACUGAAGAAGAGGCCAAGAACCCGGAAUUUUUGACGGGUGCAAACGCUCCUCUACCCGAAGCGGAACUGCCUGCUAAGAAUGGCGUUAAUGGGGAUCUUGCUUAUACCUUUCCUUGCCCACAAUCGCACGAAGAACUUCUUGAGGUUACAAAAAGUAUUGCAUUACUAGACCUGCCAACGGUUAUACAGCGUAUAAGAGCUUUGUAUCAUCCUAAACUCAACUCAGAGAACAAAUCAAAGCUAGGAAACUUCGCCGUUUCCCUUGUUUCUCAUAUCUCUUACCUCGCAAACCAAGCUCAGCAACCUCCUUUCUCCGUCCUAGAGAAUGUUAUCCGCCACAUCCAUUCGCUCGCCAAGACGUUUCCGCUUGAAAUUGCUAAUACCUUUCGACGACAUCUUGAAGAAAUCAAUCAAACACGACCUUUGUCUUUGAAUGCUGGCGAUCUCACCCUUUUGACAGCCAUUGGAACAAUGUUCCCAACCUCAGAUCAUUUCCACCAAGUAGUGACCCCUGCAGUCUUGACUAUGGGACGAUAUCUUGGCCAAAAGAUUCCUCAAACACUAUCUGAUUACACGAUGGGCACAUAUCUUUGCACUCUAUGCUUACAAUAUCAACGAUUAUCGAAGAGAUAUGUCCCAGAAGUUGGGGGUUUUAUCGAGAAUACCUUAUGUGCUCUUGCGCCUACCAAACUGCCAAAGAUUCCUGGCUGCUUUCCAUAUCAUGAGCCAAAAAGCUCUGUGCGGAUAGAGAAUUCAAAACCAUCAGACCGCCAGAUAGAGUUUUAUGACUGUGUUUCACAGGAACUAUCAGCAGACGAGGAAGAACCCUUGAAAAUUGCUUUGCUAGAGACAAAUAUUAAAAUCUUAGAAGCAAGUGCCGAUUUGUGGACGGGAAAAUCUGCCUUUACCGAAGUGUACGAACCUGCUUUGGCGAUCCUAAAACAUCUGGGAGGCAAGUCUUGCAGGUCAAAGCUCCCAGAAAGCACUCAAACCAGCAUCCGCAAAUCCACCUCCAAGCUCCAAACCAUGUUAAGUCUAGCCCACCUCGCCCGUCGCCCGCUCGAACUGCACCACCACAAGCCUCUCGCCAUCAAAACCUCCAUACCCAAAUUCGAAGAUUCUUACAAUCCAGACAAGCACUACGAUCCUGAUCGUGAACGUGCUGAUACGGCCAAGUUACGCGCUGAGCAUAAACAGGAGAGGAAGGGUGCCAUGCGUGAAUUGCGCAAGGAUAGCAAUUUCAUUGCGAGAGAGAGUUUGAGGCAGAAGAAGGAGAAGGAUGCUGCGCAUGACAAGAAGAUGAAGAGGCUUGUUGCGGAGAUCCAGGGCGAGGAGGGGAGGGAGUCAAAUGCUUAUGAGAGGGAGAAGGAAUAUAGGAAGAAGGGGAAGAACUAG